AUGGCAGUGCAGCAAUGCACGGUGGCGCUCGUGGUGGCCGUCGCCCUCGUGGCAGGGCCAGCCGUCUCGUACGCCGCCGAAGCCGGCUACGCCCCGGCCGGGGCACAGCCCAAGGCCACGACCGAGGAGCAGAAGCUAAUUGAGAAGGCCAACAACGCCUUCAAGGCGGCUGUGGCGGCUGCAGCUGCAGCCCCUCCAGAGGACAAGAGCAACAUAUUCGUGAAGACCUUCACGCAGAACAAUGGCAACUGGUCUCUCGAGGGGGUCACCGACGCGUCCAACUCCAACGACAGUCUCAACACUAGGGUCAUCUUCGCUAUGAUGAGGGCCUUACUGAACGCCAAGGGCGCUACCCCGGAGGCCAAGUACGACUCCUUCGUGGCUAUCUUCGGCGAGUCGCUCCGCAUCAUCGCCGGCAUCCUCCAGGUGCACGCCGUCAAGCCCGCUGCCGAGGAAGUCAAGGGCCCGAUCCCUGCCGGCGAGCUCAAGGCCAUCGGCCAGAUCGACGCCGCCUUCAGGACUGCAGCCACCGCCGCCGACGCUGCCCCGUCCAAGGACAGGUCUGCCGUCUUCGACUCCGCCUUCGACAAGGCCAUCAAGGAGACCACGGGCGGUGCAUCCGGGGGCUACAAAUACGUCCCCGCCCUUGAGUCCGCCGUCAAGGAGGCCUACGCCGCCACUAAUCCCCAAAACCCCAAGAUCAGGCUCAUGACCUAUGAGACCGCCAUGGUCGACACCAUCUUCGCCAUGGCUGCCGUCGCCACCGCCGUCGCUCCCACGCCCGCCACCGCUGCCGGUGGCUACAAAAGCUGA
Molecule: messenger RNA, 813 nt
Organism: Aegilops tauschii subsp. strangulata
Lineage: Eukaryota; Viridiplantae; Streptophyta; Magnoliopsida; Poales; Poaceae
Product: pollen allergen KBG 41-like
Source: RefSeq, a predicted model, not a curated record